AUGGAUGAAAAUGGCGCCAAGAUCUUGGACUCUUGGUUUCGAUGCCAAAUAUGCCAGGAUUACUUCACGGCUCCUGUGUUGAUCAAGACGUGCAACCACAACUUCUGCUCCGAGUGCAUUCGCCGGCACCUUGGCUAUCAGAAGCAGAGGAUCAGCUUCACAUCGCAGUGUCCAACAUGCGAACGCGAUUGCUGUCCCACAGACCUGAUUCCCAAUCACAUCUUGACGCACAUGCUCGACGCCUACCGGCAGUCCAGUCUGGAACACUGCCGACAGCAGCAGCAGCAGCGUUCACCGCCGGCACAGCUGUGGGGUCGCCGAUGA
Molecule: messenger RNA, 324 nt
Organism: Salpingoeca rosetta
Lineage: Eukaryota; Choanoflagellata; Craspedida; Salpingoecidae
Exons: 5
Coding region: 1-324 (107 amino acids)
Biological process (GO): DNA damage tolerance; protein monoubiquitination
Cellular component (GO): nucleus; Rad6-Rad18 complex
Molecular function (GO): single-stranded DNA binding; metal ion binding; ubiquitin protein ligase activity
Source: RefSeq, a predicted model, not a curated record